Molecule: messenger RNA, 2186 nt
Organism: Nestor notabilis (Kea)
Lineage: Eukaryota; Metazoa; Chordata; Aves; Psittaciformes; Psittacidae
Gene: NAV1
Product: neuron navigator 1
Biological process (GO): neurogenesis; neuron migration; microtubule bundle formation
Cellular component (GO): axon initial segment; microtubule cytoskeleton
Source: RefSeq, a predicted model, not a curated record
GCAAGCUGCGCCGCGAGCUGGAGUCCUCGCAGGAGAAGGUGGCCACGCUGACGUCCCAGCUCUCCGCCAACGCCAACCUGGUAGCAGCUUUUGAGCAGAGCCUGGUGAGCAUGACGUCCCGCCUGCGGCACUUGGCUGAGACUGCUGAGGAGAAGGACACAGAGCUGCUGGACCUGCGGGAGACCAUUGACUUCCUGAAGAAGAAGAACUCGGAGGCCCAAGCUGUGAUCCAGGGUGCCCUGAACGGCACUGAUGUCACCCCUAAAGAGCUGCGUAUCAAGAGGCAGAACUCCUCCGACAGCAUCUCCAGCCUCAACAGCAUCACCAGCCACUCCAGCAUCGGCAGCAGCAAGGAUGCCGACGCCAAGAAGAAGAAGAAGAAGAGCUGGGUGUACGAGCUGCGCAGCUCCUUCAACAAGGCCUUCAGCAUCAAGAAGGGUCCAAAAUCAGCCUCUUCCUACUCCGACAUCGAGGAGAUUGCCACGCCGGACUCGUCGGCCCCCUCCUCCCCCAAGCUGCAGCACGGCUCCACGGAGACCGCCUCGCCCUCCAUCAAAUCCUCCACGUCCUCCUCCGUGGGCAUCGACACAGCAGAGCUCUUCCAGGCCCAUGGUGAGGGCGAGCCAGAGAAGAAGGAGGUGUCAGAGCUGCGGUCAGAGCUGUGGGAGAAGGAGAUGAAGCUGACGGACAUCCGCCUGGAAGCCCUCAACUCAGCCCACCAGCUGGAGCAGCUCCGGGAGACCAUGCACAACAUGCAGCUGGAGGUGGAUCUCCUAAAGGCUGAGAACGACCGGCUCAAAGUGGCUCCGGGGCCCAAAGUGCCAGGCUCCGUUCCUGGCCAUGUCACGAGCUCAUCGGCCUCCUCUUCACCGCGGCGUUCCUUGGGUCUCACCCUUGGCCAUGCCUUCAGCCCCAGCCUGGGGGACUCAGACGUGUCCCCCAUGGAUGCCGUCAGCGCCGGCACCCAGAAGGACGAGCUGAUGCUGCGGAUCGUGGUGCGCAUGCCACCCCAGCACAUCAUCAAGGGGGACCUCAAGCAGCAGGAGUUUUUCCUGGGCUGGACCAAGGUGAGCGGGAAGGUGGACUGGAAGAUGCUGGAUGAGGCUGUCUGCCAGGUCUUCAAGGAUUAUAUCACCAAGAUGGAUCCUGCUUCCACGCUGGGGCUCAGCACCGAGUCUGUCUAUGGCUAAAAAAAAAAAAGGGGAGACGGGGACGCGCCGGCCCUGCCGCUGUGCCGCCGGGGCCUGACCAGCAUCGUGGUGACGCUCAAAGGCUUGAAGGAGAAGUGUGUGGACAGCCUGGUGUUCGAGACACUCAUCCCCAAGCCCAUGAUGCACAAGACCUACCUGACCAACCGCCUGGCCGAGUACCUGGUGGAGCGCUCGGGUCGGGACGUCACCGAGGGCAUCGUCAGCACCUUCAACAUGCACCAGCAGUCCUGCAAGGACCUGCAGCUGUACCUCUCCAACCUGGCCAACCAGAUCGACCGGGAGACGGGCACAGCGGACGUGCCGCUGGUGAUCCUCCUGGAUGACCUCAGUGAGGCAGGUUCCAUCAGCGAGCUCGUCAACGGCGCACUCACCUGCAAGUACCACAAAUGCCCCUACAUCAUUGGGACCACUAACCAGCCUGUGAAGAUGACUCCAAACCAUGGCCUCCAUCUCAGCUUCAGGAUGCUGACCUUCUCAAACAACGUGGAGCCGGCCAACGGCUUCCUGGUGCGCUACCUGCGGCGGAAGCUGCUGGAGUCGGACACGGAUGUCAACGCCAACAAGGAGGAGCUGCUGCGCGUGCUGGACUGGGUGCCCAAGCUCUGGUACCACUUGCACACCUUCCUGGAGAAACACAGCACCUCCGACUUCCUCAUCGGUCCCUGCUUCUUCCUGUCGUGCCCUAUUGGAAUUGAGGAUUUCCGGACCUGGUUCAUUGACCUGUGGAACAACUCCAUCAUCCCUUACCUGCAGGAGGGAGCAAAAGAUGGGCUCAAGGUCCACGGGCAGAAGGCAGCCUGGGAGGACCCCGUGGAGUGGGUGCGGGACACCCUGCCCUGGCCAUCAGCGCAGCAGGACCAGUCCAAGCUGUACCACCUGCCCCCCCCCUCCAUCGGGCCCCACAGCACCGUUUCCCCUCCUGAGGAGCGCACGGUCAAGGACACGACGCCCAGCUCCCUGGACUCGGACCCUCUG